UCCACCUCUGCUCAUCGCUGCUUUCUUCUACAAUAAUCUUUCAUGUCAAAACUUUCUAUAAAAUACAAAAAAUGCAACAAAUACAGCUCCUAGGAGAGUACGAUAACCUAGCACGAUGUCCUUAAAAUAAUAACAAAUAAAAUAUCAUCCAAAAUAGCACUGCGUAUCUUUGCCGGAUUUGUGGCUAUAGUAACAUGUGAUUGUUUUUUUUUGUUGCCUUGCCACGUUCUGGGUGGUAUAGGGUGGUUUUAUAGUGCAUACCGAAGCAUCCCGGAGUCGUCCUCGGCUUCAGUUCGGCUGGUUUUGAUCGGGAAUCCGAAGCCUUUAGUACAAUCGUGCCGAUGUGCGUUCCCUUCCAUUAUCCUUUUGCUCGGGUUUGGUUCGUUCUGGCCCCGAAAAAGGACUGUUCAAGGAUACACAUCGCAACGAUGUUAUACGAACGUAUCAGUUUCAUUUGUACCACUGCAGAAAUGCUACACAGUUUUGCAGUCAAUUUUUCAUGUACAGUUCUAUGUAGUACCGCAGUGAAAGUGUGGGUUUGUGCAAAUUAAGGUGACAAAAUCUAAUCAGGUUGUGUUAUGGAUUCUUCACCAUCUCGGAAUGAAUGAGUAUGAGUAGUUUGAAUAGCGUAACAAAAUCAGUUGGGAUUUAAAAAAAAGAAGACAUUUUAAGGAAAUUGUGUUAAAUGGUGUAUUGCAGUGUUUCGAUAAAUUAGCUUCCAAGUGAACGGAUACGGUUGUCGUGCUUCGAAAUCCGUGAGGAUCUAAUAUAUUAAUAAAUGAAGAAAAUGAACUAUUAUAUUAAUAGUUGUCUUCUCUGUACACACCAUAUACACCCUGUCACAAGUGAUAUCAAGUAGAACGUCUCGAUACACGAGUAAACGAACAUAAAGAGAAUAUAACCGACAACGAAAACGUGGUGAUUUGUGAAGUGUUAGUGAUAUCCCGCACAGAGACGUACACGUUAAUAUAACUCUUCUAACUAGUCAAAUAUGCUUCAUACAUGUUGAUCGGUACAAAGUGCUUCAAAAAACGCUAAGUGAAUCAUAAAUGUCAGUUGAAAAAAAUUGCUCACUCCAACAUGAUCAUAUGUGCCAUUUAUAGUUAUUGACCUAAACGGUAAAACACAGUAACCAGUGAUAAUCUUAAGCAUAAAUGUUGUGGUAGUGUUUUUUAUUUAAAUACAAAUUAACAAUCAACUACAAAUUGUAUGCAACGAGAGCUUAUAAGAAAAUUCUGCUCGGUCUACAGCAACCUUACAUCGAAAAAAUAGAAAACACUUGUGUACACGUUCGUACAGAAGUAUGUAGAUAAUCGGAAAGGUUAUCUGUUUCUACAUAAGCUUAGUCAGCGCAUAUGGUGUAAAAAAAACGUUAUUAUAUAGUGCUUUAACAUAUUGUUUCAUAGAACAACAAGUAAAAUAGUACACUUUAAUAAUGCAACUAAAAUUCUACAUCGGCACAACACUGCUUACCGCUAUUUUGCUGCACGUAAAUGUUGUAUACUCAUUUCAACCAGAUUUUGCUGAACCAAUUUUAAACAACUCUAUAGCUAUUGGAAGGGAUGCAACAUUCACAUGCCAUGUUCGGCACUUAGGCGGUUAUCGGGUUGGCUGGUUGAAGGCAGACACUAAAGCUAUUCAAGCGAUACACGAGCACGUUAUUACGCACAACUCGAGGGUUACGGUUUCACACGCUGACCAGAAUACAUGGAACUUACACAUCAAAUCAGUUACCGAAGAGGAUCGGGGAGGAUACAUGUGCCAACUAAAUACAGAUCCGAUGAAGAGUCAGAUUGGAUAUCUAGACGUUGUUAUUCCGCCGGACUUCAUCUCAGAAGACACUUCGUCUGAUGUUAUAGUUCCUGAAGGAAGUUCGGUGAAGCUCACGUGCAGGGCAAAAGGCUAUCCGGAACCGAUUGUCACCUGGCGGCGUGAAGAUGGUACGGACAUUAUUCUUAAAGAUACCAGCGGAUCUAAACAAUUGGUUACGUCGUACCGGGGAGAAGUCUUAAAACUGACAAAAAUUUCACGAAGUGAAAUGGGCUCGUACUUAUGUAUAGCAUCCAAUGGAGUACCUCCUUCAGUAUCUAAAAGAAUAUCGUUAAGUAUACACUUUCAUCCGGUAAUUCAAGUUCCAAACCAGCUGGUUGGAGCUCCACUUGGAACAGACGUAACAAUUGAGUGUCAGAUUGAGGCAUCACCGAAGUCAAUCAACUACUGGAUAAAGGACACUGGUGAAAUGAUCGUAUCAUCACCUAAAUAUCAAGUGCAAGAUGCUACGAAAUCACUGUACGAAGCAAAGAUGUCCUUGACAGUGCGCUCGUUUCAAAAAGAAGAUGUCGGCUCCUAUCGCUGUAUUGCUAAAAACUCACUAGGGGAAGUAGAUAGCAGCAUCCGGCUGUACGAAAUUCCUGGACGUAGUCGAAAAAUAUACGCACCCAAAGUUAACCAAAACGAAGUUAUCAAGGAGGGCAACAAACAGGGUAAGACUAAGGUGACGUUUCCUACGGAUGAUGAAGAACAGCAAUAUGGUUCUGCCGAGGAUCUGGACGACAUAUUGGAUACAUCAGUUGGUGGCAAUGGUCAUCAAAAUCUGAACGGAAGAUUAGGAACCUUUAAGAAUGCUGGUUCGUCACGAAGUCCUCACGAUCAUCCGAACAGUGUGAAUGGAUUCGGUGCGAAUGGAGGAGCAGCUGGUGCGAAUAUACAUGGGAACAAGCAUAUUCCAGCAAUAGACAUCGCGACGCGUAAACCAUUUGCAAUUCCAACGGUGCGUACUGGCGUUGAUGGAGCUGAUGGUAAUCAUGGACCUUCGUACAGCAAUUCAAUUGCUGCCAACGUGAACAUCUGCUUCAGUUUGACAUUGUUUGUGCUUAUCACACUUUUAGUGACUCCUAUAAACAUGCUUCAACUACAUUAACAUCGAAAGGAUGAUAUGCAAUAGAGUUCGUUUGUAUAUAUCGUGCAAUGCAAUCUCGGCAAAGAGAUAACCAUGAGCCUAGAAUAUGAAAUUUCUUGGAAUAUUCUUGUUCCUAGAACAUUUGUUCCAAUACUUGAUUGGUUAAAUUACUCACGCCAUUGAUCGUUGACGGAAACAUUCAACUGCGACACUGCAAUCAUUCUAAUUUUAUAUUUCUAAAUUAUUCUAUUGUUUUAUUAGUUUAAAAACCUAAUUAUUUUUAUUAUUAUUAUACUCAUGAUUAUGCACGAUAUAUUUUGUAUAUUUUUUACUAACCCGACGGACUGCUUAGCCCUCUCGAUAGUUAUACAUCUUAUUCGCUAAACGACGCUUUACGUAGCAUUUUUUCUUUGUAGAAUAAUGAAAAUAAUGGUGCAUUUUAGAAUGUUUACAUUUAAGUUAAAUUUUUAAUUUAACGUAGGAAACUUUAUGUUAUUUAAGCAAGGCAGGGAAAGAACGGAAGACUGACCAUGGUAAAAGUUUAAAUUCUGUUAUGUUUCUCUGUUUUGUUCACUCGUUUAACUUAACCCAAAACUUCACUACUCAGAGUUACUUAUUUUUAUGGUUGUAUUUGUUUUGCUUUAAUUUUUGUAACAACACGUGUGGUGAACUAAACAUAUUUUUGAAUCAAAAGAUAAAUAUUUUAGCGCGUGUCAAUUAUUGCUCAUAACGUAUGAAAUUAUGAAGCCAAUUGCAGUAAAGGUUUACAUUUUCAAAACGAUCCUAUCCUGUACGAAAUAGGAAAUGAAGUGAAAAAGUGUUUUAUUUCAUUCAGAAAAGCGCUCCGAUUUGACAUACUCUCAGAGAAUAACGUUAUAUUAUUAAAAAAUAAUUUAUUAACUAUUAAAUAUUCAUAAAAAAAUUCAACAACAUACUUAAAGCUUUCUCAUAAUUAUUUUUAUAGUUCAAAGUAAAAUAUAAAAUGUAUUGCUUUUAUAGCAAAGGUGGCUAGUCAGAUUUGUAAGUGUCGCUGGAAAAUGUAACUCGUUACGAUUCGUUGUACUAUUUGAUUUGAGCGUUACUAUCCUUCAAACACCUCUCUAAAUGACACUUUUUGUCAGUCGUUUGAGAAUACUCAUCAGAGAAAUAUUAAUUAUUUAAAUUUUAAUACUUAAAACAUUAACCGGAAAAAGAAAUAUUAUGUAACGCUAGCAGACUAACGCUAUAAUUUCCAUUCCUUGUUAUGUAUUUUUAUUGAACAAUGUUAGCAAUUUUCAUUAUUUACUUUCACUAAAAUGCAAAUGAAACAAAAUGUAAAUAGAAACAAGAAAAGAAUUUUCUCAUGCACUUAUUUCGUACUUGGUUUCUUACAUCUAGCUACUUUAAUUUUUGAAAAUUAUUUUUCCCCCAUUUAAGACACUUUAUACCUUCUUCUGGUUCAUCAAUAAUAUUAUCAAUCAGUAGCAAGGCUUCGUGAAGCGAACAAAACUAGAAUAAUUGAAACUAUUUUCCAAUAAUUUGUAUCUUCCAUCUUAUAUGAUAUAAAAAUGUACCAAUACGAAUGAUUGUUUUUGGUUAUUCUCGUGCAAAAGGACUAGUAAAAUUAAAAUACUUCACUAGAAAAAAUCUUAAGCUUGCUUACCAAAUUAAUUCUUUUCAACUUAUAUGUACAUCAAAACAGAUUAACCAGUAUUAAACCCCAUUGGUUAUUUGCUUCUCACAGGUACAUUUAUUAUGCCUGGAAUAAAAUUUUUAAAAUCAGUAUCUCGUACAAGAGUAUUCUCACAAAAUUAAGGUUUUGAUUGAAAUGUUUCAACAUGCGUGUGCCAACUCAAUCAUUCUCACAAAGUGAUAAGCAAAGCAUAACCAGGUGUGAAUUUAAAUUUCAAUUUCUUGACUUAUUUCGUAUUAAUCUUUUGCCACUCAACCAUUAUUGUCUAAAAACAAAAAAAAGCUGGUGCUGGUACAAUACCUGAAAUGAUUAAUUCCAGGGAUCAUUUAACAUGUAUUCACAGUGUAAAAUUGGUGUGUGGAUUUAGGAUAUAUUAUAUCAGCAUAGUAAAAUGAACACACGAUGUAAUCGAUUCCAAUGCGGGUUUAUUGUGCAAAACCCCCAAACAACACACCCUCGCUCGCAUGGUAUUAUAGACGUAACCUAAUUAAAAAAAAAAACAA
Messenger RNA from Anopheles funestus (African malaria mosquito), 5074 nucleotides. RefSeq names its product lachesin (gene DIP-alpha). The record is from RefSeq and is a predicted model, not a curated record. The coding region runs from base 1436 to 2920 and encodes 494 amino acids. NCBI's taxonomy places the organism in Eukaryota, Metazoa, Arthropoda, Insecta, Diptera, Culicidae. The transcript is spliced from 10 exons. Gene Ontology annotation, cellular component: neuron projection.